ACCAAUGCACCAGCAGCUGGCAGGAUACUACUAGCGACCAAGCUAGAUUAGAACAAUAUUUGACAAUGCAAUGGGUAACUGCUGUGCAUACUGUGUCGGGCUCUUCAGGAGGGAAGCCAACAGGAUCCAGAGAGGAGGCGGGUCAAAAUACUUCCGCAGCAGCACCACAGGGGAGCAUUAUACAAUAGAGUUUGAAAAUCUGGUAGAAAGUGAUGAGGCUGAGAGUCCGCAGUCCUGCCUGAGGCCCAUCAGUGAAGAUGAGCUCAAGAACCUCCGAGAGCACCGCUACGCUGCUAUAUCAGACACGCAGAUCCUAUUAGACCAGAAGAUCUCGGCGGAGUUAGAGGCACAAGAGGAGAAGUUGAGGCUAGAAGAGGAGGCUAGAAAUGCCGCCCAGCGUGAGGCCGCCAGGCUGGCGCGUGAACGAAAAUUGAAGGAGCUGUCUGCCCAGAGGACACGGGGGAAAGCAGAUGGCUCCGGCAGUGAAACCCAACAAAGAAAACAAACCUCUGGGGAAGGUUUCGACGUCUACCUCCAGAAUGUAAAAGCCCAGUCUGAAGCUUUCAGGAGCAACAGACUUCCCUCUGACACAAACGUGGUGACUCCCAACACGGAAUACAGCUGGGAUUUCACCACAAAGACACGCUCCACCAAUGACGACGGGACCUCGCUGGAUUUAGAGUGGGAGGAUGAGGAAGGAAUCAACCGAGCACUUCCAGCCUGGGAGAGGUCUCGGACAGAGGAGGACAUCCUGCGAGCAGCCCUGAGGCCCGGCAGCAAGCAGAUGACCAGCGGCCCGACCUCGGCCUCCGAGGACUCCAACGCACUGGAGUGGGAGAAUGAUUUUGUGAGUACCCACCCAGAGGACAAUGCAGACACUGAAUUUGAAGGGUUUGUCAAUCCAGUCCUCGACACUCCCUCUGAGGACGCCUCGGACUGUGGCCUCAGGUUGGACAACCAGGACAGAUAGUGUCCAGCACCAAAGGAGAUGUUUCUUGUGCCCUCUUCAUGUCAAAGCUCACCAGCUUUUUUGUUUGUUUGUUUUUGCCUCAUCAAAUGGAAAAAUGUACUCACUUGUUGUUCAUAUCCUGUAAUCUGAGACUGAGGGAAUGUGUCGUGGAUCUCUACACUUCAGCACAGUGUAGUGAUGUUUUUAACAAAUACUCAUUUUUUCAGUGCCUUCAUUUGCUGACCAUUUUUAUGCAUCAUAACUGACCAGUUACCAUCCAUUGACCAUUCAACACAAUGCUCAGUAAGUGCUUAUUUCCAGUGCAAAGUGUCCAGGUGAUCAGACAGAAACCACUCAGUUGCCAAACUGCUCAAAAGUGAAACUUUACUGCAAAAGUCUGAGGAUGCUUAAGACAAAACGGUGCACUAUAUGAAAUGAUAAACCCUUGAAAGGAGAUUGUCCUCUACAUUAAAUCCAUUGGAGGCCAGUGCCUUGCUGUGUGGCAAUGGCAGGAUGGUUCCUGCCAUUGCCAUCUGUUUAUAGGUCAGAAACAAACAAACACUUACAAGCCUCCUUUCAAUGUUGUUGCACGAUAGAAGAGAAGGAACCUUAAUUCCUUCCAUUGAAAGGUUGCUGAUACAUUAGAGCUGCCUGUUUUGGUGAAUUAGCACAAGUAUAGCAUCACUGUUUUCACAUUUGAGUCAAAAGCUUGUCCGAAUCUGUGCAUCAAAAUAUAAUUUCAGUCAUACUUGUGUGUUUCUGUGAAUGGGCGUUUGACAGUGAUGAUCGAUAUACAUGAAAAACACUGAACUCUGUAAAUGUAAUCUCUGAUAUUAUAUAACAGACUGACACAUUUGAAAUGAAACAGGCUCAAGGUAGCUUUCAUAUUUAAUGAAACACCUUCACUGUCCUGUUUUCCUCUGUAAUCUGCUCAGUAGUAUCUUGUUCUUAAAUGUUCACAUUUCCAUUUGGCAACAAGAAACCUUUUUACAAAACAACAUAAUUUGGCACAUACAGUGAAUCAGAUUUCCUUCAUCGUUUACACAUUAUGCUGUCAAAGGUUUUCAACUGACCUUUUUUAUAAUUCUAAUCUGCAUUUAUGUUGAAACAUUUUCUUCAGCUGAUUCUCUGGUUCAUUGUGAUUGUGAGUCAGGGUUUUCACAACAGCCUGGAAAGUUUGGUACGAUAUGGAAAAUUAUGAAAAUAGUCACGUUUGAGAAUCAAUAUUUAGUUUUUUGUCUUGAUCAUCCAUUAUGUUUUAUUAGCAAUUAACUUAAUUACUGCCAAUAUGUGAUUGAAAAAUGUUAGCACAAAUUCUUUUUCUAUUCUAUUCUGGAUCUAACUUUCUGCUAUGUGACAGCAAAUCAAACAACCAAUGUGAAGCAAAAUUACCAAGCAGUCACUUGAGUGAUCACAUUGCAAACCAGGAAAAUAAUGAUACAAUAUACAACAUACAGGAGACAAUCUUCACCUAACUAAAAUAUCUUUUUACCAGCUUUAAAUGGUGUGUGUGUGUGUGUGUGUGUGUGGCAUUUUUGCCUUCAUUGCAAAGUAGGGAUAGAAAGGAAAUUAACCAUACAUUAUUAUAGGGCAUGGAUGUAUUAUAAGAGCUGGACCAAAAAUGGCACCCAUUCAGUCCUAUGAGAGUUGCUCAGCUGGUGCAUACACCAAAAGUUUCUAUCUUCCGUGUUUACAUCUGUGUUAUGUGGGCUGCUGAAUAUGCUCAGUAGUGUUUCCCCCACUGGCCCGAGAGUUCCUGCUCGGCCCACAGACUUUACAUUGUGAUGACGUCACAUUUUUUAAAAAUCGCUUUUCUGGGCUCGAAGAAAGUUUUACAAAUAUAAAACCUCCAUGGAUCAAAAAGUCACAAUAGAAAGAGUCAGAAUUGACCUUGUUUGCAGUUCGAGGUGUCCUGUCAACAGUUUUACAGAGAAUGGUGGCCUAUGGUGAAAAUGCUUUUUUGGGCCGCGGGAGGAUUUGUUGCUACAAUACCGUAAAUGACCACUGGGGGAAAAUUGGCUGCAAAGCUGAGUGGCGGCAUCCUAUCCAGCUCUUACAAUACAUCCAUGUUAUUAGGUUAUUAGGUUACCAGGACGCCCUGACGCAGCUCGUUUUGAUUGGUGGCAUUUAUUCAAGAGACAAAUCUUUUUGUGUGUGCGUAUGUUUAUAAAAUAUUAUAUGAAAUCCAAACCAAGAUUAUAGACUACAAACAUAUAUAGACUUUAAAAUCCCUGCUGAUUGCUGUGUACUGCAAAUACUGAAAGCAAUAUUUGUGGAAAUUGUGUGAGAUUGGACUGAAAAAGACCCUGUGGCUUCUACUUUAUCAUGUUCCUACGUUUGAUCAAAUGCUGCCGUUCACACUUUGCUUGUGCAUUGAUUUUUUUUAAUUGAUUUUUUUCUAUUUUUUUUAGAUCCUGAUAUUUGACACAUUACAUACGGUUGAGAUGAGUUGUUAUUGAUCUCUAUGAAUCAAAAGUAGCUCGCUGGUUGCACUCUAAUUGUGUGGACUUUGAAUCUAGAUGAAUGAAUAGAGUGUUAUCAGCUCCUAGAAGACUUUCACUGAAACGUUUCCUUCAUUACUCGUAAGAAGGAAACAGAUGUGCACUGCUGUUGACGUAUGUAGACGAGACACAGGUUCACUUUCAGAGAUUCCACAUCACUUUUUAAUAGUUUCUCAAUAUCUGAGUGUAAAAGAAUCGUUUGAUCACAUCUCAAUAUUAUGUUUUAUUGAUUACACAAUCUCUGAUUUAAUCACUGGAAUUUUCUGUAAAAAAACAAACUGUAACUUAACAUUCCUUGUCCAAUGAGCCAAAGGAGGGGAAAAAAAAGUACAGAAAAAUGCCUUGGGCAUCACAUAGAUUCACUGUAAUGAAUAUAGUGUACGAGGGGUAUCAAACAGCUGGGAAUGGUUCAUUUUACAAGUGUCAUUAUUAAACAGAGCAUCACUUUAAACAGUGUUGUUAGCUGCUGCUGAAAGUAAAUGAUAUCUGUGCAUUUUGUCAUUUUUGAAGUGAUAUUUUCACCGGUAGAAUGUUUUUUUCUUUUCUUUCCUGUGUAUAUAUUGAAAGUACGAGACACCAAGUUAGACAAACCAAAGUAAUACAUGAAUUCCAAGUCACACUUUCACCACAAUACAAAUUACAAACCUACAACACAAAUAAAAAUGUAGAGAUUGGAAACAGUGUGAAAGAUAUUUUUGCCUUUUGAACAGUGAAAAUGUUUUACUGAGGUGAAAUAUCACUUUAAACAGAGGUGAGGCUGUAAAUGGAGACACUUCACUGCACUGUGUGUUUGUUGUUGUUGUGAUCACUCAGUUUGUAGAAGAUGGCGCCACUGUGGUUCAGAGGGUUUGAGUCGGUUUACACGUUUCUAUACUCAGAAUGGACAACGCUGUCAACUUAUCCACCAAAGUGAUUGAUUUACAUUGUUCAGGUUUUUAUGGAAGACACUACAAGUAACUUGUUUAUGUUCGCUUUGUAUGAUAUCCGAAUGCAUUGAGGACAAACAACCACUGAAACCUCCUUAAAUCAUGUUGAAUGUAUAAACCUGCUUAAAGGCACAGUUGAAUUUCAGCUUUGGAGAACAUGCAUGCGGUUUAUGGCUGUCAAGCAAGUUUAAAAAAAAAAGAGAAACUGAUAAAAUGAUGCAAAAGGUCUCACCAGCGUUACAUAUACAAUAAAGUUUUUUAAAAAAUCAAGUUUGUUGAAGGAAACUGACAAAUUGAUUUAAAAUAACUCAACGUGCAGGACUUUCUGACUCACAUAAACAGCACAGACACAUUUUUUUCCUUUUUUAAAAACUACAAACGCACGCCAGCAGCAGGCAGGCAUUAAAAUAGGCUUUUCUUCUUAAAACCCUCUUCACAUCCACAGUGGCCCCUCAUAAGACUUGACUCACUUUUUCUCGUUUCUUCAAGGGAAGGGCUUUUUUUUUUGUUAAUCGGUGACAUUUCAUCAAAAUAAAUGUCCCUUCACCUGCUCUAUAUUUAAAAUGCAACAGUGACUCAACCUCCGAGCCAGUUCAUUAAAGUGUUACUCAUUUCUUUCUCGGUGAACAAGAGAUGAUACAUCUCAUAUUUCUGUUUUGUGAUUUAGAAAAAGAAAAUAUGAAACUCAACACAUUUUUAGCACUUGAUUAAAGCUUUGUAACCUGCUUGAUCUCGAGUAAAUGUCACACUGAUGUGGCACCAAAAAUGAAGACAAAAUCAAAUAUAGUCAAACCUUUCAAAAUGAAUUAUUUGUUGGAUAAUCCAGCAAAUCCAAAAGUAACAUACAUAAGUUAAAGCUACAGACUAUAUCAGCCCUUCUGAAGUGGCAAUGACCACUAAAUACAACAAUUAAAAAAACAACAAAAUGAAUGCAUGUAACUUCAUAGUUUCUAUCUUAAAAGGAAACUGUACAUUUGAAUAAUAUGAACAUGUUGGCUGGAUUGUGUGUGAUUUUUUUUAUUUUUUUUUAUUAUCUGUAAUUUAAAAGUUUGCAACUAUAGAGAGUGAAUAGCUUUACAAGAUGAUGUGUGUCUCAUUUGCAGCUUGUACUUCUCUGUAAAUAAAAGUUGUCUUUGCAUAUCUGCAUCGUCAUGGCAUAUUUUACCAUUACAAGAGGGACGCUCAUUUAUUUUUGUACAUCAGGAGGCAAAACAUUUGAUUUCUUGAUACCAGGGUUUGAGUUUUUGUUGUUGUUUUUCCUUUUUUUUUGCAUUUGGAGACAUGAGUGUAUAUAUAUGAGUGCAUUUCCAGCUUUGGCUCUGAGUCACUAUGUCUGUUCAUUGUGAAUAUUUAAUCAAGGUCAGUGUAAACUGCAUUGCAGCAACAUUGUGGCAAUGGGGCUGUCACAACCUCUUGUGUUGUAUUGCUAUAAAUACAGCAUCUAAUCAAUUCCUCCGCUGGACCUAUUUGAACACAUGAUUUCUGUCUUUAUUGAGAUGAUUUAUUGAUGGAGACAGUGAGGAGAACUUGUAAGAAAAUUGAGCACAAAAUGUAAACAUUUCCCUCUCAUGCCAAGGACCAAAUCCUGACCUGGUGUAAGUGUGAUUAAAGGGUUAA
This is a messenger RNA of Scomber scombrus (Atlantic mackerel), 5993 nucleotides long. RefSeq names its product adaptor related protein complex 1 associated regulatory protein (gene ap1ar). Bases 71 to 970 code for a protein of 299 amino acids. The transcript is spliced from 10 exons. Gene Ontology annotation, molecular function: AP-1 adaptor complex binding. NCBI's taxonomy places the organism in Eukaryota, Metazoa, Chordata, Actinopteri, Scombriformes, Scombridae. The record is from RefSeq and is a predicted model, not a curated record. Gene Ontology annotation, biological process: regulation of Arp2/3 complex-mediated actin nucleation; negative regulation of cell motility; negative regulation of substrate adhesion-dependent cell spreading.